AUGGAAAGCGUGUUAAAUAACGGUGGACAGUACGCAGAAGGUGAUUUGCCUAAUGUUACAUCUUCACUAUUCAUGUCGUACGCAUCUAAUAAUCAAUCUUGCUUUGAAGCACAAAAUGCUAAAGAGCCUGGAUAUCCGGCUCAAGGUGAUUCCUUUACGAAUGAUGAUCCAAAUAUCAGUGCCAACUAUGGAAAGGACCUCGUAGAGCAUAUACCUGGUCUAUACCGCUUGUUAGAUUUGUGUAAAGACGAUGGAUCAAAUGGAUUAGUCGACAAAAUAAUUAUUUCUAAAGAUUCGCUUAAAAACCUUUGUAAUGAAAUGGUACCCCAUAGCUUUGUCUCUAUUUCAGAGAUCGAAUAUGAUCGCUUGAAUGUCAUUUCAUUUCGACUUAUUGGUUGCUAUGGAAAUAAUGCGAUUAUUGCAAAGCUCUUGUUAAAAAAGAAUAUAAUCAACCAAAAAAUCUUUGACUCACUAACAAUGUCAUAUUCGUCUGAAAGCGACCAGGAAGUUGCUCAUCAGCUUACUCUUCGAGCUGGAAUCUAUCUCUUGAUAAUUAAUCAUGAUCUUGGAUUAGUGAUUCAUUGGUCUGAAAAAGGAUGCUAUGAAGAAAAUGCAUCGUCGCAAAGAAAGAAAAAUAUGACUAACCUUCAUAAAUACCUUACUAAACUGACCGAUAAUCAAAUUUGUUUUAUGAGUGAAAAGGAUUUGGAAAACUUUGAUUUUAGCAUGGUAAAUGAAGAACAAGGUCCUUUUGAUGAAAAAAAUAACAUGUGCUAUGAAUUUGAAGUUAAAAAAAGUCAGGAAGAAAAAGAAGAUUUUAAAUUAUAUCCGGGUUUCACCGUCGAUCUCCCAUUUAAUGUAAAAAGAGACCUAAAAAAUAAUGGCGAUGCGGAAAUUUUAUUGACUCCUAUAGGUAUUUACAAUUCAUUAUGUAUUUAUUCCUAUCGUAUUGUGCCAACUUCUAUUAUGCGAAAAAAAACUUUUCAUUUUCCAGGUCGUACUUUCAAGCAAGACCUUCAAUUUCGCUUGCAAGGAUUAACUUUAGAAAUCAGCCGCAAUAUGAGCAUGAAAUCUUUAGAAUUACUUGUUAAAAACGGAUUAGAUAUGGAAAAAGAGCUUAUGAGCCCGUUAAAGGAUGCUAUCGCUUUAGCCACAAAGGAAAAUGAUUCAAAAAAAGAACAGGAAAUGCAUGAUAUAAAAAUCGAUGUAGAAUAUAUUACGGCUAUGUCCCGAAAAAUGUUAAAAGAAUUAUACAGUGAAUUUGAACAACUAUCUGACAAAGCUUCAAGUGCUCAAAUUGAAAUCGAUAACACUGAAAGAAUUGAAAAUAUCAUUCAAAUUAACUCAGAAGCUUGGAAAAAAAUGAAACGACGAUACUACAUCUUUACUGCAUUGAUUGCUGAAUUGGCCGUGGUGAAUAAAUCUGGCAGCGAUAAGCAUAACGCUGAGAUUAUUUUAAAAUCCUUACCAUCCAUACUUAUCGACGAAGAAAAUGAUCUACAAAAACUUUUCGAAAAAUACUUUGACGCUCAGAAAGGAUUUAUAGGAACAUUCGUUUCUUUCUUCACAUACGAAAACUCUGAUGACGUUUCUAAAUUAAAAUUCGAUGAUAUCAACAUAAAUGCAUUGUAUACUAGAGCUACCGAACUUUUAAAUAACCAAGAUGAUUGUAAUUUCAUUAAAAGGUUAUUCGAAACAAAUCUUUUCGAUUCCUGUGAAGAAAUUAGACGAAAAAUUCUUAAUUCUUUUUUUGAUGAAUAUUCAAAUUGGAGAGAAAAAACUUUUAGUAGAAAGAUUAAAGACAUUUUGCCAAAAUUUUCUGAUAGGAGCAAAGAAAUAACCAGCAGACUAGAAAAAGAACUUAUGAUGUUGAAGCGAGAUAUAGAAAAACGUGAAUUUGAAAUAAUAUGCCAAAAAGUUGAAGGAAAAUAUCCAAUAAACUAUUACCGUACUUCAUUUGAUUUUAUUGUUGAGGCUGAAAUUGAGGCAAUUCAGCCCGUUAAAUUGCAAAUAAAUAUUUAUGAAACAUCAUUAGACCAAUCUGAAGCCUUUGAAUUGAAAGAGAAAGAAUUUUAUGUACCUAAACCUAUAUUUCCUACGAAUAAUAAUCACAAAUCUACUGGAAUAUCUUUUUUGAUUGAUCCGGAAGUGUAUGAUCUAAGAAAAAUUUCUCAGUUUGAGAAUAAAAGGUUUUUCAUAAUACUUUGGAAUAAAAAACAACGUCGAUAUGAAAUAUUUUAUGAUGUUGCAUCACGCCUUACUGCAAUUUUUAAUUCAAAUUCAUUAAAACCUUUUAAGCGAUUAAAUUCAAGUGAGCAUUGUCUAUUUGCUAUUAAUGAACCGAGGGGCUUGAUUGGUAUAUACGACAUAAAGAGCGGUGUGUUAAAUGUUUACGCGUUUGAUGAGCAGUAUAUACGUUGGUUUCCACGUUAUACAAAUGUUCAAAUAUUACAAUGGUACAAUUAUUUGGCGCCGGAUAUACAACAUUUCUUUUUCAUUAAAGAUACAGAAGACAUAUGUUUUGUGGAAGUUGGAGGACGUGCACGCAUAUAUAAUCUUGUUAGUGGUCAGUUUCGUCCAGGAAUAGGUCACAUCCCUGCUAAUACAGCAAACGUUAUGUCUACUCCUGAUGGUGCAUGUAUUGUUGCUUUCGUAAAAGAGAAGGUACAAACGGAGCUGUCUUUUGAAGAGAGCAACCUUAAUCUUACAAACGAACAUAGUGUUACAAAUAUUAUUGAAAAGUGUUUUGCACACAUAUAUUUCUGUUCUAACUUUGGAAGUCAUGUAAAAGUCAUCGAGAUGCCUUCAUUUAUGAAAUUCCCUGAAUAUUCCACAUUUUCAUUCGUUCAGAAACGUCAAAUGCAUAUAACAACUCUUGAUCUUGAAAAAUGUUUAUUAUGUUCAUCAAUCGUAAAAAUUACUCUCGAAAAAACGCAAUAUCGAUUCCAACAAAGAUCCAGAAGAUCUUUAGAAGAGGCAAGAUUACAAAACACUGACUUGUCUAUUAUUGAAGGAAAGAACACAAAUUUUACAAAAGAUAUUCGCAAAGGAGACAAUAUUGUAUUAUCGUCUCAAAAAUAUAGAGUUAAAGAAAUACUUUCUGAUACACUUUUGAAGAUUUCUGAAGUUGUAAAACCUGUAGCAGACAAUGAUUGGGUGGAAUUCGGAAUUGAACCCCAAAUAAACCUCAAUAGACUUAUUGAUGUUUACAAAUCAACAUUUGAAAAGUAUCAAAUAGAUAAUUUUAUUGAUCCUGAACAAACAAAACCUUUAAGUUUGUUAAUUGCCUUAGAUGUACAAGAUAAUGAUAAGGUAGAAUAUUAUGUGGACAAAUUUAAAGAUUAUGUUUCGGAGAUGUUUGAAGAAUUAAGACGAUCAACAAAAAAACCUGCGACUUCACUAAAAAAGUUUACCGUAAAUGUUGCCACUUUUAACGAUUUUGAUAUUGACGAUAUAAAAUUCAAGCAAGAAAACACCACAGAAUAUCAACUUGGAGAAUGGAUAAUUCAAUUGUCAGUCCUAAUUCCAAUUCAAAUUGCUGUUGCACGUAAUAAUAUUUUCAUUCCGCUUCGGGAUGGUUUAUCGUCUGAGGUUGAACAAGGGGAACCUGAUGAUGAAUAUGCAAGACAUAUUGAUGCGAUUGCUCAAAAUAUAAGUUUUGGGUGGUAUGAAGGAAUAUUUAAGUAUUUUGAAAAUCGACAAGUUAAAGUAGUUAGUUCGAUGGGAGAACAAAGUUGUGGCAAAUCUUAUAUGUUAAAUCAUUUAGUUGGAACUACAUUUGACGGUUCUGCUAUGCGUUGUACUGAAGGUGUAUGGAUGUCAUUAGCAAUCACUAAGAAAUAUAUAUACGUUGCAUUGGACUUUGAGGGACUUAAAUCUCUUGAAAGAACACCUCAAGAAGAUUUAUUUUUGACCUUGUUUAAUACUGUUGUGUCAAAUAUGAUCCUUUUCAAGAAUCAGUUCGCUGUCAAUAGAGAUAUGUCUACAAUGUUCCAAAGAUUUCAAGAUAGCGCAACUUUAUUUGAAUCAGAUCCCAAGAUAUUUCAGGCAAAACUUUGUAUCAUUAUAAAGGACGUACCAAAACAAGAUCGGGAUGAUAUCGUCCGUGAAUUCUCAUUAAAAUUUAAUGCCUUGGUAGCUGAGGAAGGCGAAAAUAAUUUUAUAACUCGCAUGUAUCCAAGUGGAUUGAGUAUCAUUCCAUGGCCGAUUUUCAAUGACCCUGCUUGGUUUAAAAGUUUAAUAGAUAUAAAAAGGCUUUUGGACAAGCAACAACCUAAAUAUGAGAAUGCACGCACAUUUUUGCAAAAUACAAAAGUUAUCAUGGCUAAACUAAAGAUUUGCGAUUGGGGCUCUUUAGACGAGAACUUGGUGCAAAUUCGUAUAUCAACGCUUAAAAGAUUUCUUCCAGCAGCAAUUUCUCUUGGAGUUGAGAAAAAGUACCCAACUACUGAAUUUUUACUG
Racocetra persica is the source of this 4461-nucleotide messenger RNA. The record is from the annotation of a GenBank genome assembly. Lineage: Eukaryota; Fungi; Glomeromycota; Glomeromycetes; Diversisporales; Gigasporaceae.